CCAACUUACGCCGCCCGCCUUGCGCGCGCGCAGCCCAAAUGAUAGACGUCGUACAGACAGACAAGAGGGCAAACAACCCUCCGGUAAUAGCCGGUUUGAUAUGGACAGUGAAGUGGAAAGUUAAAGUGCAGUGCAAUGCCUAGAAAACGCGUCAAUAGAUCACCACCCGUUGACAAAAGGUCUGAUGAACAAGAUGAUGAUGAUUUCUUGUUCGACGAUACGCAAUCUAGCUCUGGACGGAGUUCACACGAGCCUCAACAUAGGAACGCGGCUAACGCCCGGGAACGGGCCAGAAUGAGAGUCCUCUCUAAAGCAUUUUGCAGGUUAAAGACGACGUUGCCGUGGGUGCCUGCGGACACGAAGCUAUCAAAGUUGGAUACGCUUCGUCUAGCUGCCUCGUACAUCGCGCACUUACGCGCGUUGCUCGCGCCGCGCUCUGCGCACGCGCCGCCGCACCCACUCAGCCUGGCGUGGCCAUUUGCAUUUCAACAUGGUGGCACUCUAAGUUGUGCUAUAUCACAAAGAUGGAGUAUAAAUACACAGUCUAACGACGGAGCCGGCGAUAGUCAUCGAAAUAAUAACCUGCAAGUUCAGGAGAAUCUUACUAACGUUAAUAAUGAUAACUAUAAUCAAGAUUACUCAGAGAAUGACUACGACGAAAGAGGUUAUGACGAAAGAGGUUACGACGAAAGAGGUUACGAAGAAAGAUGUUACGACGAAGUAAAUGAACCUUCAACGACCACGAUGCAAUAUUGUAAUUACGGAUAUAAAGAAAGUUAUUACGAAAUGAGAAAUUCGCAUAAUUGUGAUACUCUUAUGAAUAACGCGUAAUUGAGAACAGAUUAUAUAUAG
Papilio polytes (common Mormon) is the source of this 852-nucleotide messenger RNA. RefSeq lists its product as uncharacterized. NCBI's taxonomy places the organism in Eukaryota, Metazoa, Arthropoda, Insecta, Lepidoptera, Papilionidae. The record is from RefSeq and is a predicted model, not a curated record. Gene Ontology annotation, molecular function: RNA polymerase II transcription regulatory region sequence-specific DNA binding; protein dimerization activity; DNA-binding transcription factor activity, RNA polymerase II-specific. Gene Ontology annotation, biological process: developmental process; regulation of transcription by RNA polymerase II. The transcript has 4 exons. Bases 136 to 831 code for a protein of 231 amino acids.